Molecule: messenger RNA, 578 nt
Organism: Hymenoscyphus albidus
Lineage: Eukaryota; Fungi; Ascomycota; Leotiomycetes; Helotiales; Helotiaceae
Source: the annotation of a GenBank genome assembly
AUGAAUGCCAACGACGCGGUUCUGGUGGCAACCAAACCAACCGCCACUGGCGGUCGAAUGAGUUCGCUUCGGAUUCUUCUAGAAUGGCGAAUGGAGACUGGAGUUGCAUGCAGCUUCAGGGAGAGACGUGGGAAAAACGUGUGCUUGAUUCUGCAGAUGCAAUGCACGAAAUAAUGGUGUCAAAUUGAAGAUAGCUGGUUGAUGGAUUCCCCAUCUGGGUUCUUGUAGAGAAGAUGAUGAUUCGUUGGUACAAACUCAGCCUCGCAAAUACUCCAGCAAUAUGGCAAAAAGAGAAAGAGAAUCUAAAGAUAGAAAACAAAUCCGAUCAAAAUGAAGACAUUCCUGCAAACAAAAUCAUCUACGUCAAACCAAAUUCAAUAGAAAUGAAACCACAAACACUGCCACCGCUUCCAGGUUUUCGAACUCGGCCAACCCGACUUCGUAGUGGCAAGGCCACCAUCGGUAAGGCUGAGAUGCCUCCAUCACAUCUCACACCAGGCAAGGCUAGAGAGGCAACCAGGUCAAGGCCCACGACUCAUGGACCAUGGGAUCAUGGACCCCUAAAAUUUGGCGCUUGA